Messenger RNA from Dentiscutata erythropus, 312 nucleotides. The record is from the annotation of a GenBank genome assembly. NCBI's taxonomy places the organism in Eukaryota, Fungi, Glomeromycota, Glomeromycetes, Diversisporales, Gigasporaceae.
AAGUAAAAAGUUUAACGAAUGGAUCAUUAAUUAAUCAAGAUUGCUCUCAGUCUUUAAUAAGAACAAUGAGCAAUUCAACAGAUGAAUCACAAGAUUGUUCUCAGUCUUCAAGUUUAGAAACCCAAUCCAGAAGAUCCUCUACAAUUGAAGAAAAUGUUUUUAUCAAUAAUGACGAUCAGUCAAAUAAUAUUCAACGUGAAAACUCGUUAAUCUCAGGUUCUUCCUCGGUUAUUCUACCUUUCUCUUUUUCAAAAAGAGAUGUUAGUACUUUAGUUGAUCAACAUGUAGUUUUAAUCUAUCCAAAUAGCAAAA